UUUCAAGAUGUCAGCCCACAUGGACUUGGAUAUUUUGCACACAAAUAUACACAAAACUUUGGAAAGUAAAGUCAAGCUAGCCUCAGAAUUGGGAUAUGAAGUCAUUGCAAUCAACAACUUUGUGCCAGAAAUCAAAUCUGUCAAGAAACAAAAGAAAGGUGGGGAAGGACAGAUCAUUAAAAUUCAAUCUGCUGAAACAUUCAGAUUGUCAGAUGAGAAACUGAAAACUCUAAAGUGUCCUGGACGACCACUGAAACAACUGACUAGAUUUACUACCAUCAUCAAAGACCAUCCACACAUUCAUCAAAUUGGUGGGAAUGAUAUACAAUCAUAUGACAUUGUAGCUGCACAACCAUCAAAUGAGAAAUUUUGGCAGGCUGUCUGCAAGUCUGAUGUCAUAGAUAUCAUCUCCCUUGAUUUUACUGAAAGACUUCCUUUUCACAUAAAGCGACAACAAAUUAAUGAGGCAAUAGGCAAGGGUAUCCACUUUGAGAUCAACUAUAGCCCAGCCCUGAGUUCUAUAGAUCCCCAGAGAUACACCAUCAGUGGGGCCCAGGAAUUGGUUAAAAUAUGCAAGGGGAAGAAUAUCAUCCUCUCAAGCAGAGCUGUAAAUGCAAUGGACCUCAGAGGACCUUAUGAUGUUGCUAACUUUUCAUUACUAUUUGGUUUGAAUGAGGAACAGGCAAAGGCAGCAGUAUCAACCAAUUGCAGGGCAGUGCUCAAACACGCAGAGAGCAGGAAGAGCAUCAGAGGGGUGUUGACAUUCCAGAGUGUGCCAAGGACCAUUGAGAUAACCCCUAAAGAAUUACAAGAAAGACUUGCAGCUACAGCUGCUGAGAAAACCCCCAAUGACAAUAACAUUAACCGAUCUGCAAUAAACAAUAACUCAAAGGACAACAUUUCAAGGGGUUUAGAGAAAACUGAUUCACAAGCCCCUAAUGGAAAAUUAGUAAAUACCUCAAUUGAUAGUAGCAAAAGUACAAAGAAAAGACACUGCAAUGAAGAAGAUGACCAGCCUCAUGCAAAACUGUUAAAAACUAAUGAAAAUGGAUCUUAAUAGUUUAUUAUGUUUUAUAGGGUAUUCAAUAAACAGGAAAAAUUUCAUUUUUAAUCUUCCUUCCUUCAUAUAAUAUUUUUAGUACUUGUACAUAGAAGCUUAUCAUCGGCCAGGAAAAAAUAUUCUUGUGUCAGGAAAAAUAUUCUUGUUCCUCGUUAUUGUGCUUUCUCUAAAUGGUCAACACUUUUUUAUUUAACAUUUGAGGUACAAAUGGGUUCAUAUUUGUCUAUAUGGAAAAGGUACAUUGUUUUGUUUCUUCAUCACUGUUCCACAGCUGGAUGACUCUAACAGCAGUUAGUAUCAUUCAAGAUGGU
This is a messenger RNA of Owenia fusiformis, 1371 nucleotides long. The record is from the annotation of a GenBank genome assembly. NCBI's taxonomy places the organism in Eukaryota, Metazoa, Annelida, Polychaeta, Sabellida, Oweniidae.